This is a messenger RNA of Ostreococcus lucimarinus CCE9901, 231 nucleotides long. RefSeq lists its product with no specific name. The transcript has a single exon. Bases 1 to 231 code for a protein of 76 amino acids. The record is from RefSeq and is a predicted model, not a curated record. Lineage: Eukaryota; Viridiplantae; Chlorophyta; Mamiellophyceae; Mamiellales; Bathycoccaceae.
AUGCUGCCCGCCGAGGCGGCGCCGGCGGCGGCGCCGCCGGCGCCGGCGAGCGCGCCGCGCGAGCGCAAACCGGGAGAGAUCUCGCCGGAGAUGCGGAAAAAGUUGCUGGGCGAGAGCGUCGGGCUGGGAGGAUUGCCGGAGAAGCCGAUGCCGUCGAACAUUUUCUUGAACGUCAUACUGGGGGUGACGCUGAUCGUGGUGGUGGCGUACGCGGGGGGGAUCCGGCCGUGA